Messenger RNA from Aegilops tauschii subsp. strangulata, 1140 nucleotides. The record is from RefSeq and is a predicted model, not a curated record. NCBI's taxonomy places the organism in Eukaryota, Viridiplantae, Streptophyta, Magnoliopsida, Poales, Poaceae.
AUGGAGAACGUGCAACAUGACACUGACGAUGAUGAACAUGUUGAAGUUCGUGCAGGUGGCAAGAAGGGCAAGGCUGCAUCAGAUGUCCCCCCACCGGAGAAAGUCAAAGAACAGACAGCUGCGAGAGACAAGGGGGUGUCGCCCUCAAAGAGGGGCAGGGCUCCAGAGGAUGUUGGGCAGGGCUCUCCUGGCAAGAGGCCUAGGACCGAUCCCUUAGCUGCUAGGAGGAGGGUGAAGAAGACUACCACACGUGGCAACUCAGAUUCUCAUGAGGCGCGAGUCGACAAAGCUGCUGCUGCACCAUCCACUGUUCCCACUAGCUCUGAUGCAAGCGGCCGACCAUCUCCGCCGGUUGUAGAUGUGCAGGCUACAACAACAGGCAUCCGCACAUCUGGGAGUGAUGAGUCCGUAUCUGCCAGGACUGCUGAGAUAUUGCCCACUCUGCUGGCAAUGAAGGAUGCUGCUGUGAGCCAUGCCACCCGAUCAGCAAGUGUUGAAGUGGACGCCCCCGAGAUCAACCUAAGCAAGGAAGAUUCCCGCUCAUCUGAUACGGAUUCCAAGCGCGUGGGUGGUAGCACUUCUGCGUCCACGAAAGAAGGGGCUGAGGUGACAGUUCAGACUGAUAUGCCAUCCAUAGGUGAGAGUCUUGGCACAACAGCUCUAGCUUCUGGUGGUCCAGAGGUUGCUAAGGCGACCGUUUCGCGAGCUGGUCUUCCACCUAGGCGUCAUAGCCCUCGCAAGCAAUCAGCAGACAUACCCAACGCACCAGCUGUAGCUAGGAGCAGCAGAGAUGACUCUGGUUACGUGUCUGUGUCGACACAGUUCCCACCACCUGCCAAAAGCAAUGUUAUGGAGAAAACAGAAGACCGGAGUACAAUUGACCCAGGUGGCAAGCCGGGCACGACUGACGGAGGUGAACGUCCGGAGCAGACUGCGUCUUUACCUGCCGUGGAGACCCCCAGCGUAAAUCUGCGCACUUCUAAGCUCCCAGUCAACAUUGGUGUCCCCUACAGCCCAAACAAGAAGAUUGGCAAGAAAGUUGCGGCUGAUACCGCUGACAACACGCCCCGCCCUACUGAUAAGCCUGAUGAUUCUGCAGCAGACGAGGCAGAAAUGUUUGUAGAUCUUUCACCCCUGUAG